CCCGCCCAGCUUACCCUCUUUGCCCGUGCCAUCCUUGCCCAUCUCCGGCUCUGGCCUGCACUCCGCCUUGCCCUCCAGACAUCAACAGCACAAGGGAAGGAGAACGUCCAACUGUUUGCGAGCGAAAUCCUUGAACUUUUCCAGAGUAAGCGUGUGGGAGUAGAUGAUGUUGAGGAGCUGUUGCUUCAGAUCAUGGAUGAGGAGUUCGACACGCUUGUAGAAGACGAGUCUGCCUUGGCGCUCUCCCGUGCCCUUAUUCUCACAUGGGAAAACCUCACUUCCCCCGAGAUGGAGCCCUCUGUCAAACUAUUAGAAGAGCAGGUAGAACGAGCGGGGCGAACGCGUGUGACAGCACAGGUGCGGGAAGAGGUCGAAGAGGUCGACGGGGAUGACGAUGACGAUGAUGGAGAAGAGGAGGAAGGUGAUGUAGAGAUGCAAUAUGAAGCGCCCAGAUUGGUCGAGAGGAAGGAAAAGCCGGAGCCGGUGGUGGAUGAUGACGGCUUUACUUUGGUC
This is a messenger RNA of Dacryopinax primogenitus, 513 nucleotides long. RefSeq lists its product as uncharacterized. Gene Ontology annotation, biological process: maturation of SSU-rRNA from tricistronic rRNA transcript (SSU-rRNA, 5.8S rRNA, LSU-rRNA). The transcript has 2 exons. The record is from RefSeq and is a predicted model, not a curated record. Lineage: Eukaryota; Fungi; Basidiomycota; Dacrymycetes; Dacrymycetales; Dacrymycetaceae. Gene Ontology annotation, cellular component: nucleus. The annotation marks the transcript as partial.